UGUGAGUGGUGGUACCUGGGUUGGUGGAAGCUGGUCUGCUCUGGUGUGGCUGUGAGUGAGUGAGAGUGACCGAGUCUUCUUCCACCUUGCAGCUCCUCUCUCUUGUUGUUCCCGUCACGGUGCAGCAAGCAAACAAACAAACAAUCAGAUCGACACAGAUCCGGUGGUUGCCUCACCUCACCGGAUCUCCCCAUUCCUUCUCCUCUUCUUGCUCUCCGCUGGACUGGACUCGAGUGGAAGCAAAGCAAUCAUCUUCAUCUUAUCUUGGAAGGAAGAUUGAUUGAUGGGGAAGAAGCCCAAGUGGCUGGGCGCCGUCAAGAAGGCUUUCAGCCCCGAAUCCAAGGACCAGAAACUGCAGAGGAGAUUGGCCGCCGCCGGCAGCAGCAGCGCGGCCUACCUCCAGGCCCGCGCCUCCUCCUCAGGCUCCGCCCUCCCCCGCUACCCCGACGACUUCCCGGAGGCCUCACUUCCUGCUCCGGCCCCGCUCCCCGUCGCUCAAACUCAAACUCAAACUCUAACUCUAACUCUAACCCAAGAGGAGGAGCAUGAAAUUGAGCAUGUCGCCGCCGCGCCAGCGCCAGCCACGGAUGCGCCGCUCCCUGCCCCUGCCCCUGCUGCCGCCGCACCACCACCACCACCACCACAGGCACAGGCCGCCAUUGUGCCGGCUCCUUGUUCCUCUCCCAUCCUGUCCAGGGAGCUCGCCGCCACCAAGAUCCAGACCGCCUUCCGAGGUCACCUGGCAAGAAGGGCGCUGCGGGCGUUGAAAGGCCUUGUCAGGCUCAAGUCUCUGGUCCAAGGCCACUCCGUCAAGCGCCAGGCCACCAGCACGCUUCGCUGCAUGCAGACUCUAUCCCGGGUCCAGUCCAAGAUACGGACAAGGAGGAUCAAGAUGGCCGAGGAGAACCAGGCCCUUCAGCGCCAGCUCUUGUUGAACCAGGAACUAGAGACUCUCAGGAUGGGAGAUCAGUGGAAUACCAGCCUGCAGUCCAAGGAGCAGAUCGAGGCCAGCCUCGUGAGCAGGCAAGAGGCCGCAGCUAGAAGAGAACGGGCCCUCGCAUACGCGUUUUCCCAUCAGUGGAAGAGCACCUCAAGGUGUGCUAACCCGAUGUUUGUGGACCCGAGCAACCCGCACUGGGGCUGGAGCUGGCUGGAGCGGUGGAUGGCGUCGAGGCCGUUCGACGGCCGGAAUGGGACGGCCGAGAAGGAUGGCAGCAGCGUCGACCGCACGUCGGUGAACAGCACCAGCCUGAGCAUGAACCUCGGCCAAGUGGAGACGGUCACAAAGGCCGACAACCAGGUGGUGGACUCUUUGAAGCCGAACGAUGAUAAGCCCACGCCGCUUUGGACUCCGAAGCCGUCCGGCCCUGCCCCCAGGCAGUCCCCGUCGACGCCCUCGCCGGUGCUGGCGAGGAAGAAGAGCGCGACGCCCAAGAGCGGAGACGGUGACGGCGACGGCGACGACGCGAGGAGCGUGGUCAGCACUGUCCGGUCCGAGCGGCCCCGGAGGCACAGCAUGGGCGCGUCCAGCGUGCGUGAUGACGCGAGCCUGUCGGGCUCUUCCCCGUCGUCGGUGCCGAGCUACAUGGCGGCCACCAAGUCGGCGUCGGCCAGGGCCAAGUCGCGUGUGCAGAGCCCGAUGCUGACCGAGGGUGCUGCUCAAGCUGAGACGCUGGAGAAAGGAUGGUCUUCUGUGGGUUCGGCGAAGAAGCGGCUGUCCUUUCCGGCUGGGACGCCGCCGGCGGCGACGAGGCGGCACUCCGGGCCUCCCAAGGUGCGGCAGGCGGCCGUGGAAGGUGGCACCGCGGAAGGGGACUCGUCGCUCGUGUGACAUGCUUCAUGGGAAGGAGAUUCAGUAUGGUCUGGAGCAGAUCGGAAUUUGUUGCAUUUGUUGAGUGAUGAAAGGAACAUAUAGAAUGGUGUGUUGUGUGCAUCCAUUUGAUUUGUUUUGUUUUGAUUUCUUUUGUAUGAUGGCAGUAUUCUUAUUUGAUUAUUCAUCAUUGAAUAAAAAGUAGUAUCUGUCUGUAAUGAAGAUAAAAAGUACUAGUAGAAUUUUAGAUUUAUUUGCAGGGCA
This is a messenger RNA of Triticum dicoccoides, 2074 nucleotides long. Its product is annotated as protein IQ-DOMAIN 1-like. The record is from RefSeq and is a predicted model, not a curated record. Bases 284 to 1831 code for a protein of 515 amino acids. Gene Ontology annotation, molecular function: protein binding. NCBI's taxonomy places the organism in Eukaryota, Viridiplantae, Streptophyta, Magnoliopsida, Poales, Poaceae. The transcript has 5 exons.